This is a messenger RNA of Knipowitschia caucasica, 258 nucleotides long. The record is from the annotation of a GenBank genome assembly. NCBI's taxonomy places the organism in Eukaryota, Metazoa, Chordata, Actinopteri, Gobiiformes, Gobiidae.
AUGCAGGGGGUUGUGGGUACUACAGUAGGUGUGAUGUCUAUGCGGGGAGGGGCUCCAAAGGGCAGGGAGGUGGGCCGGGUCAUGGCCUGUUGGUCGGGACUGCGCGAGCGUUCUCCCUGUCGCCAUGACAACGGGGGCAGCUGCAGGUUACCGGAGAAGCGACGGCGUCCCCUCCGGAGGUCCACCCCCAGCGUGCAGGACGGGGACGUGAAGGACUCGCUGAGAGAGCUGUCACACGACGAGAGCUCUUUGUCCUGA